CAGUACGGGUUCGACUAACCAAACCCAAUGAAUAUAGUUGGACACGAAUGUUUGAUCUUGAACAGAGCUUACAACAUCAAUCAAAAUUGUACAGAAAAGAGUGGGUCUGUACCUGAACAAAUGUCAAAUAAUAUUUUUUUGCCGAGAUGGCCAGUCAAUUUGAGUAACGUCAUUGUAUUAUUCGUAAUGACGCAGUUUUCAUUACGUUCUCGCAAUGACAUCGCAACGUCAAUUAGCAACAAAUCAACCUGCCUCUAGAUGCGAUCACCAUAUACAUUAAACGAUGAAAAAGCCUGGAAGGAGGAGAGAUGACUAGAAACGAUUCGGUUGGCCGGUUUAUGUGUGGAUUAAUUUUCGGAGUAGAGGUCCUUGUGCAUUUCAGGUGGGUCAGCUAUGGCGGUGGCGGUCUAUGAAGAAACUGAAUGCAGAAAAAACGGCCCUGCACAGGACACAAACCUUCCACCAGAAACAAGCUCAGCACUGGAAUCUGGUACCUCCAUCUCUAGCAGUAGAGAGGUGUUGCCAGCUCCACCAACAGCUAUCCUGGAGAAUAUUCAUGAAUCUGGAGAGAUAAACCUGAAUUUGGCUGAGGGAGGCAAAGGUGGGGGAAGUGUAGAGAGGGUAUUCACUGGUGAUGAGGAUACAAGUGGGUUUGUUAAAGAGCUGAGUUGGAACUCAGGUGACUGUAAUAAGGAGGAAAGGAGAGAUGCUUUCUCAGAUGAGGGUGUGAGUGACACAGUCAGUGCAGAGUGGAGAAAGGGAGACUUCUUUGUCCCAGUUGGACUAGAGGUGACUGAGAUGGCUGCUGAGGGGGAGUUUAAAGAUGGGAUGAGAGCUGAAAUGAAAGCGGGAAAGGGGACAAACAGUUAUGAGUCAGGGGAGGAGUUGGUUGCUGAGAGGGCUGUGAAGAGAGAGAUUGAAGAGAAAGAUACAGAGGGAAAACUAGUCCUAGAGAAAGAACACAAGGUGGCUCCCAAGAGGAAGAAUAUAAGGAAACGCAGACGAUCAGCCAAACCUCAACGUGCCAUAGAGGCAAAUUCCAGUGCUUCCUUUGUAGAGACUGUUCUCUCAUGGCUACUGUCAGUCUUCCUAUGGCUGCAGGCAUUCUCACCAACAACGUUAUGCUGGUCCCCAAAUAGUUUAUUUUGUAUAGUCAUGCUCGGGGUGGCAUCUGGCACUGGGGGUGUCUUUACAAGCAACGAUCACCAGAGUUUGUCAUGCAUCGCCUGCAAGAGUCCUGGAUGUGCUGCUGAUGUGACUAAGAUAUGGUGUGGGGACGAUGAACUGUUGAAGGGUUUACCAAUCCCACUCUGCACAAGCAUUUCCCAAAGGUCCAAGACUGUUUGCCAGCAUGAUGGUCGGACAUUUGUGCUUAUGAUUGAAGAGGGCAAGAAGUGUGAUAUGGAACAAUAUCAUGACCAUGUGCCCUCUGAAAAGACAGAGUGUCCACCAUUGUUAGAGGCUGCUCAAGACUCAAGGUUGGACACUGUUCGAGGUGAUACCACUUUGUCAGCACCAACUCUCAAUGCUGAUAUGACUACCUCACCACCACCACCUGAAAAUGGUUCAUUGUUUGGCGGAGUCAUUGUCAUUUUAGUUAUUGGCUUUAUUGGUGUCGUUGUUGCAGUCUAUUUGAUCAGACAAAAGCAGCAGGGUGCCAGUAGAAACCAAGAUGAAGAGACUGAGAUGAGUGCUCUGAACAACGGUAUCAAUCAGAAUGGAGGUCCUGCCAAUAGAGACAAUAAUGAAGAGGUGGCUGUGAACAUGCUUGACAAUGGAGGCCCCCUGAGCUAUCGGCAGUAAUGAGGGCCCGUGGAGCUGUCUCCGGCAGCAUGGUUAGCAUAGAGACUAUGGAUAUUGAUUGACCUGGCUCGUCUAUGAAGUGUUUUUUUUAAUGUUCAUGUUCAAAAUGUGGCACAUCUUACAUUUUCAUUUCAACAGUGCGUGUUUGUGUAACUUGUGUUUUCAACAUAUUUCAGUGUGGAACAUAGAUGGCAUAAGACCCUGAUUUUAUUGAUCAGUGAAAAUGGAAUGCAAAUUAUUAAGGGAACUGCUUUGGGGCUUCACAUUUGCUUUUUUCCAUCCUAUGGCUUACCUGUCCAUAUUUGUUCAAAUAAAUGAAAGAAUUAUGAACAAUUAGGCUGUCAUUCAAGCAACUCUAUGUUAAUUGCAGCAAUUAUAUAUGAAUUAUUCUACUUUUAAUUGUAGCCUUCAAGAUUUUGAGUGAAUUCUGAUUUGGUUUUCACAUGCAUUUCUUUAUCCUCGCUAGCAGAUUUUGAAAGUUUUAUGUUGAUACUUCACUUGAAUAGCUGUAGACACAUUACCUUAUACAUUUUUUUAUCAUUAUGUAAUCUUUUGGGUAAGUUUGAGGAAAUCCCCUUGUAACCUGUCAAUAAUAAAACCUCAUAACACA
This is a messenger RNA of Oncorhynchus masou masou (cherry salmon), 2413 nucleotides long. RefSeq lists its product as uncharacterized. The record is from RefSeq and is a predicted model, not a curated record. The coding region runs from base 394 to 1803 and encodes 469 amino acids. NCBI's taxonomy places the organism in Eukaryota, Metazoa, Chordata, Actinopteri, Salmoniformes, Salmonidae. The transcript is spliced from 13 exons.